UGGUGCUUAAGGCACAUGCCGAUAACCCCUUGUCACAACGCAGAUAAUCACACAGCCGAGAUAGCACGCCUGACAACAAGAGAUGCCAUAGUAGGCUCAACUAUGAAGGCCAAGAUAAAGCUGCGCGUCUACGAUGCGAUCCUCAAGGACCUGAAGCUGAGGACUGCCUUGUUCACUCCAGAAGGCCACAUCGUGCCAUGCAUUGACGGGUUCGGAAGCUGCGUGUACGACCUCUGCAAGGAGAACAAGAACACGACGAGGCUUUUGGGUAACGGAACAAAGCCAGAGAACACUGCCAAGUGUCCCAUCCCCCCGGGUACCUACUACCGCACGCUGGAGUUCAAGCUCUCGCCGAAGCUGAACAAACACAUUGGGAACGGUGAACUUCUCGGGACUAUGCGACUUGAGAGCGGAACCAAGGUGGUCGCGUGCCACGCCCAUUUCAUGGUGCUCUACCCAACGAAGCCAAAGGUGAAGGAAUGGUACUAGACGGCACUCUCUGCGAAAUUCGGCUCAUCAACCACCUGAACGGUUCACCGCUUCGCGACACAAUAAAUGGAAAGAAAGGAGCACGGCUAUAAGAUUGAA
Molecule: messenger RNA, 588 nt
Organism: Dermacentor silvarum
Lineage: Eukaryota; Metazoa; Arthropoda; Arachnida; Ixodida; Ixodidae
Exons: 3
Coding region: 16-489 (157 amino acids)
Biological process (GO): lipid transport; ganglioside catabolic process
Cellular component (GO): cytoplasmic side of plasma membrane
Molecular function (GO): enzyme activator activity; lipid carrier activity
Source: RefSeq, a predicted model, not a curated record